CAGAAGGCAAAGUAUGAGUUAGGCACGGGAAGAAAGACCAAUAGGGAGGCCGAGUUUAAACCACGGCAGCGCCCCAACUUUUUUAAACUAAUCCCAGGUGGUCAAAAUAACCAACUAUUUUAUGUGAGUCAAAGAAUAGAAGAUAGAUAGAGUUGAGUUUUAAAUUAGUAAUGACAGGACCACUUUAAUGUUAGUGCCACACAGUGUCACAUCUGAAACAAACAAGAUGAGCGUCGUAGUUUUCUUUCUCUAAAUGGAAACUGAAGCAAAUCUUCAAAGAAAGCACGACCCAUUUUACGUCCACAACGUUGCACAACCAAGGAUGUCUGUGGUUUUUCAUUUUUCAAGCGCUAAACAUGACAGCGAUGAGCAUGUUUCCUUUACGGGACAUUACACAUAUUCUGUGGUUGGCCGGACACAUGAAAUUUCCUCUUUGAAGAGCAGAAAAAUUAUUUUACCAUAAUGACACAUUUAAUAUUUGUAGUUUAUCUGAUACGUGUGUGCGUAGGAAUAAUAGCUCAGCCAGCUGAACCGCACUCAUCUCUUCAUCAAGAGACUGAUUUUGUUUCUGCUGAUGUUGGUGAUGAAGUAACUCUGCACUGUUCUUACGAAGGUGAAGCUGCAAGACUUUACUGGUACAAACAAACUCUGGGACAAAAACCAAGGCUCAUCUCUACCUACUACAGAUAUGAGGGAAAUGGCAUAUUUUAUAAUGAAUUCAAAAGUAAUCCACGCUUUACGUUAGUUACUGGCAUCAGUAAAAAUCACUUGAAAAUAACAGAUCUGCGUGUCUCAGAUUCAGCUACUUACUACUGCGCAACAAGCUUUACUUUUAUUUUAGAGUUUACCAAAGAAACAUAUCUCAAUGUAAAAGGUUCCAGUUUGGACAUCCAGACUUUUGUCCUACAAUCACUAUCUGAGACCAUCCAGCCAGGAGGCUCUGUGACUCUGAACUGUACAGUCCGCACUGGGACCUGUGAUGAAGACCACAAGGUUUACUGGUUCAAAGACUCCGAAGAAUCUCAUCCAGGGCUCAUAUACACCCAUGGAGGCAGGAAUGAUGAGUGCAAGAAGAAAUCAGAGGCACAAGCACACACCUGUGUGUACAGCCUGCCAAUGAAGAACUUGAAUGUCUCUCAUGUUGGGUCCUACUACUGCGCUGUUGCUUUAUGUGGACGCUUACUGUUUGGUAAUGGGACCAAGCUGAAUGUUGAGGUAGAUGAAGGGGACACUCUUCUCUUGUUGUAUUUCUGGAGGGGGGUUUCAGCUUUCACCAGCGUCCUGAGUGUUUUACUGGCUUCCUUAAUGUGCAUGACAAGAAAGAAAAACAGGAGCACAUACACAGGCAAGUGGUUUAGUAUUCCUUAUGUUUGUUUUUUAUCCUCCGGUGAAUAUGACAUUAUAUUGACACAGUUUUCUGUUUUCCAGAUUAUCCAGCAAAAAACUCCCCCUUUUUCAAAGCAAAUGGUGACCAAGAAGUAGGCUACCUCUAUUUCAAACCUUUGAGGGACAUGAAGAUGAACAGAUCAGAAAUGCAGAUGGACAACACCUGGAGUAAAUGUGUCUAUUCUAGUGUAAAGCAGUAAAGUGGACAGGCUUUUGGUCUCUGUGUAUAAACACAGGACCUUGUGAGGUUCUCUUUGAAGCAUGACUUCCCUUAUAAAAGACAUUUACAGUUACUAUUUCAUUCAUUUGCUCACGCCACAAUUUAACAUGGACAAUAAUGACAUUUGUGUUUCAGACUAUUAAAAGCGUCUGUUAUGUAUAUAAAAGAAUUAUGUGUAUUUGUAUUUUAAUAUCAUGAUAAUAAUGAUCACUUUUUUUUUUGCAUCGUGAAUUUUAG
Messenger RNA from Haplochromis burtoni (Burton's mouthbrooder), 1843 nucleotides. RefSeq lists its product as uncharacterized. Lineage: Eukaryota; Metazoa; Chordata; Actinopteri; Cichliformes; Cichlidae. Bases 463 to 1482 code for a protein of 339 amino acids. The transcript is spliced from 4 exons. The record is from RefSeq and is a predicted model, not a curated record. Gene Ontology annotation, biological process: response to bacterium.